CUUAACUUCAGACCUAUAGUGGCCACAGAAGGGCACACAGUCAAUACAUUCAAAGAACUGUGUCCAGAGAAGUAUCAAGAUUCCUCCAAAGUUCCCCCUGUAAUUACAACAGUGAACAGCAUCAACACCUCCUUUACAACAAUUACAGUACCUGCAGUCAUUAGACCAGAACUACUUGUGAUCUACAACGCCUCACAGAUUUCACGUUCAGAAGCCGAUGCUCUGGUCCUAGACACAGUUAGAACCUGUUUUGUGGAGAUCCAUGACUGUCAAUAUUGUUCUAGUCAAUUCUCCAAGGAUUCCUGCUCCUUUCAACCAAUCACCACUGAGAGUCCUAUCUCAUCUACCAAUCAGGCUGAAGUAACAACACCAGUGGUCAGUCCAGAUGACCGGGUGUACUUUGGAGCGGUCACUAUCACCAUAAUGGCUACCUCGGGAUGUUUUCUGCUGGCAUUAACUCUCUGGGCAGCUGACUAUGUGAGGAAGGCAACCACAAAGAAAUCAAAAUUCAAACGAAAAGCCAGAAAAUCUGAGAUAGAGGAAACGCAGCAUUGACUGUCCUUAAAAGUGUACAACAAAGCAUGAUGUACUGACAAUAAAACAGAUAUGGUCAUCAGAGUAUUAUUUAUCUCCACAUUUGUAAGCUUGACAAACUUUAUCUCAAACUUUCCAACACUGAGAAAAAGUUUUCAAAUCUUAAUGGAUUUGAUACUAAGAGAGGAAGUGGUUAAGACUUCAUACCCAACAUAAAAGUAUUCAUUGUAUUUUUGAUUCAUUGAUGUUCAAUAAACAAAUUUUAUAAAGA
Molecule: messenger RNA, 805 nt
Organism: Saccostrea cuccullata (small rock oyster)
Lineage: Eukaryota; Metazoa; Mollusca; Bivalvia; Ostreida; Ostreidae
Exons: 5
Source: RefSeq, a predicted model, not a curated record